AUUUGAUUUAGCACCAAUCAUGGACAAGGAAGAAGAGACUAAGAAUGAGGAUAUUGAUGAGGAAAAGAAUGAAUGGGUUAGCCCAGCCCCUGAAACAGGUGAAGGCUUCUAUGAAGGAAUUCAAUCAGAACGCAGCCUUAAGAGUCAGCUUGACUGGGAGGACUUGAUUGGAUUCGUAGAAAAACAGAAGAAGAAAUAAUGAUAUGCUUGAGAUUGAUGAGCGAAUUGACCAAGAUACCAAAGAAACAAAAGCAGCGAUCUUAGAAGAAAGACUUAAAAUUCAAGAAGAAAUUAAUCUUAAGCUAGUAGCUAGGAUUAAAUUACUUGAAUAUGCAUUACAACAGAUGAGCUCAAAAAGAAACUCCGGGAGACCAGAUCUAGCUGGAGUAACUUCAGCGUACAAUGAUAAUCUUGGAAUUAAACGAUAGAA
Molecule: messenger RNA, 430 nt
Organism: Moneuplotes crassus
Lineage: Eukaryota; Ciliophora; Spirotrichea; Euplotida; Euplotidae
Source: the annotation of a GenBank genome assembly